This is a messenger RNA of Cydia pomonella (codling moth), 5291 nucleotides long. RefSeq names its product zinc finger protein ZFP2-like. Gene Ontology annotation, molecular function: RNA polymerase II transcription regulatory region sequence-specific DNA binding; DNA-binding transcription factor activity, RNA polymerase II-specific; zinc ion binding. The transcript is spliced from 12 exons. The record is from RefSeq and is a predicted model, not a curated record. Gene Ontology annotation, biological process: regulation of transcription by RNA polymerase II. Gene Ontology annotation, cellular component: nucleus. Bases 328 to 2520 code for a protein of 730 amino acids. NCBI's taxonomy places the organism in Eukaryota, Metazoa, Arthropoda, Insecta, Lepidoptera, Tortricidae.
UGUAUAUGAAUUAAAAUCUAUAAAUACAUAGUAAUUCCAGAACGGUAGAUUUUAAUAAAGAUAAUAGUAAUUUUCAUAAGACGUAAUAAAAUAUCUCUGGCUAUUUAGUAGCCAUUGUUACAUUCAACGUUCAAUUCUUAAUAGCAGCUACUACUUGACUUUCAUAAAUCUUAUUAUCCCAGUGGAUCCAAACAAUUUAGAGUUGCCCUUGUGCCGUGAAGAGUUACUUGUUUUUUGCGUGUAUGUUUGUUUGUAUAUAAAAUUAAUCUAGUCUUAUAAUUGUUAGGACCUUAUUUUAGGAUAUUUUAGUGGUGAAAAUCAAGAAAAAUGUCUUCAUGGUUGAGUGAGGACCCAGUGAAGUUGGAAGUGGCGAACGAAUCUGUCCAAGCCUGCAGAGUUUGCCUGGCGUGGGAUGUCAAACUGUACAAUAUCCAUGAAUGGGGGCUUAGUGAUACAUUCACGGAUAUUAUGGGAACUACACUAUCUAUGUGGGAUGGGUUCCCACAACAUCUAUGCGCGUGGUGCCGCGCGCAGCUCGCUCGGGCGCAGGCGCUGCGCGCGCGCUGUCGCCGCGCCGACUCGCUUCUCAAGCAGGCACUCAUGCACCAGCAUUUUAUUACAGACGCUUUUAUUCGCUCCAUUGACCGCUCGAUGCACGGAUUAACAAACACACUCUCUUGGCAUAGAAAUUCAAAAAAUGUGAUCGACAUUUCUGUCUAUGAUAGAACAUCAUUAGACGAAGAUGAUGAUAGCAAAGUCGAAUGUAAAGAUUUAAUACAAAAGAGUGACGCAGAACAUGACAAGCCAGAACUUGACUUAAACUGGGAUGAUGAUGAUGAUGAUUUUCCAAACAAACUUAGCUCUGAUCCUGAUGAUGAUAACGAACAAGAUAACAUUAAUUUAGAUAAAGUUAAGAAUACUAUCACUAAAAAAGAUGCUACAAAUAACUUACGAAGAGUAGAUAUAGCAGAAAUCAAUUUAGACCCGCAAGAUAUAAUAGUCGAAGAAAGAAAUAUAAGAAAACGACCAGUUAGACAGAAAAUUGAAAAGAAAGUGAAAGAAAAAGUUACAGUGAACGUUAAAAGUAAAGCAAAAGUAAAAAACACUUCACGAGUUAAAAAUAAAGUAAAAGUUAAAGAUACACCAGCCAAAGAUAAAGAGAGAGAAGAUGGCACGAUAAAAGUUAGAAAGAGAAAGCCGCAACGAUUCAUAGAAAAGUUAGGGACUGAAGAAGAAAUCAGGGAAUUUGAAAAGAAAUACAAUUUCCAAGUGCAGAAUUUGACAGAAGAGGAAAUGGCCAAGGAUAUGGAAGAAAGAAAGAAGUCGGAUAACUACCUAAAUGGAAUGUAUAAGUGUGAAUUAUGUUAUAAAGGAUUCCUGACACAUACUUCUUAUAAUAACCAUUUGAAGUCCCAUGAUGUGACGCGCGGUGAACACGAAUGCCAAUUCUGCCACCUGCGUUACCACACACCUGGGAAGCUGCGCGAUCACAUGCGCAACGCGCACCGCCUCAAGUUCCUCUGCGCGGUGUGUAGCAAGUUCAUGGCUGGACUACAGUGCGCCAUUCUGCACGCCGCGUUCCACUCGGGCACCACCUUCCAGUGCGCGCACUGCGACAAACAGUUCCUGAAGAAGACGUCGCGCUCAACGCACAUGCGCAUAGCGCACCCGCUCGAGAACGCGCACAUCGGCACGUGCGAGCUGUGCGGGGAGAUAUUCACGAGCCGCCAGGGACUCAAGAUGCACAAGACCAGAAGUCACAGGGAGUCGCUGGACCGCAGUCUGUUCUGCCGCAAGUGCCGGCUGCAGUUCGAGAGCCAGGAGGCGCUGAUGCACCACAAGGAGCAGCAGCCUGGGAAGCGGUGCCACAAUAAAAAGAGCGCGUGCCAGCAGUGCGGCGCGCUGUUCAAGACGGAGGAUGGCCUGAUACAACACAAGCACGAAAUACACGGCGUCGAACUGUUCACAUGCGACGCGUGCAACAAAUCUUUCCUAUCAAAGAUGUCUCUGUCUGUGCACAUCGACCGCCUCCACCUGAACAUCAAGCCCGGCUCAGGGCGGCAGCAGUACUACGCGCGCCUGCAGAGAAAGAGGGGGGACAAGCCCAAAGGAACUCAGCCUAGAGAGAAGAAAAACGUUUGCGAGGUCUGCGGGAAAUCCUUCACGUGUAUGUCCGUGCUGAAAACGCACCAGCUGGACCACACGGGCGACCGGCCGUUCAAAUGCUCGCAGUGCCCCAAAGCGUACUUGUACGCCUGGCAGCUACGGAACCACAGCGACUGCGUGCACCGCCGCAUCCGCAAGUGGCGCUGCUCGGAGUGCCCCAAGACCUUCCUGCACCAGUCCUCCGUCUACGUGCACAAGCUGAUCCACACGGGGAAGCGUACACACAUGUGCAGUUACUGCGGCAAGGCGUUCCUGCAGUCCGGCUCACUGUACACGCACGUUAAAUACGUACAUCUCAAGGUCAAGCCGCCGCCGCGCAAGCGGAACAAGAAGGAAGCCAAACCGUGCCUAUAGGGAACGUAGGGGGCAGCACCGGAGCCUCCUGUUUAUUGGCGCGAAGUAAAUGUCAAGGUUAAGCUUCCAAUGUAGCCCACUAGAUGGCAGACAUUGCACAAGAAAACGUACGGGAACGGCAGCUUGCUUUGGCGUGAAGUUUCAAUCUGCAGUUUAUGUUUCCUAUUUAGACCACAAGAUGGCGGACCCUAUAUGAUAACCUAUUUUACGAGAAAUGUAACUUUCCGGUUUUCCUAAUACCUACCAGAUAAUAGUAAAUAUAUAUAUAUAUAUUACAACUUUUCCGAUAAUAAUGAAACAAAAAUGAAUGCAAAAAUGAAACAUAAUUAAAUCCAUUUGUAUAUGUGACUGUUUGUGUUAUAAAUAAAUAAAUAAAAUGCUAUUGUUAGACCAAGCUAACUCUGCAGCGAUCGAUAAAAAGUUGAUUUUUAAAAUCCGUAUAUGACAACACAGAAAACAGUAUUAAACAGUCUUGAUACUUGUGAAGUAUUCUACAAUUAACCGAUUGUGACUCUGGCAUCUACAUUUAAAUCAUAAACAUGCGGAAUACAAAGAUGAUGUUCAUAGGAUUAUUACGCCUAUAACUAUAAGCAAAGAGAAUUUGAAAUAGAGGUGGAUUAUCGAAGAAAAUUUUGUAGCCACAGUAAAUUUACUGCAAUCUUUCGACACAUUAUUAAAACUUUUAGAACUUUGAUCCUUAUUUCACUGAUUUGUGUUAAAUUUGUUAAAUUAAAAUUAAAAUUAAAAAAUUAAAAUUUCUUUAUUUCAGAUCACAAAGCGAUCCAUAUUUUGUUAGUACCAUUUUAGCCUUAACACUAUGUUAGUAACCUAUAUAUCUAUUUAGACCUACCAAUAACUACUCCUAUCCAGUACCCAAUUAGCGGGCAGUCGAGGCGCUCGCCUAACGCCCUCAGCAUGCUGUUAGUGCUGCCGCGCACGCGUCGUAGCAAUGAGGCCACUCUUUUUCGCCUGAUGGCAUAAAAGUCGUCAGUUCGCGCCUCAGCGAACAUGCCUGACGCACUACAGUGCCUCGGCAGCCUUAACAACAUCCUAAGGAUAUUAUUAUAUUGGACACGCAACUAAAACUGUGGAAUGAAAUGUCGCCUUCGGUAUUUCCGGACCGAUACGACCUUCAAACCUUCAAGAAAAGAGCGUACUCCCAUCUUAAAGGCCGGCAACGCACUUACGACCCCUCUGGUGUUGCAGGUGUCCAUGGGCGGCGGUAAUCGCUUACCGUCAGGUUAUCCGUCUGCUCGUUUGCCUACUCUACCAUAAAAAAAAAUCAAAUGUGGCAAGACUCUACGUAGGGGGCGACACUAGCACAAACAGUAAACACACCGCCAUGAUGCAUCAUGUCAUUUAUUCGUAACAAAUAAUCGGUGAAAAUGUAUCAAAUUGUAAUAAUGUCAUUGUUACUGACUUGUGAAAAUAGUGCAUACCUACGAUACAAGUGCGAAAAGUGGGAAAUUCGCAACGAGUGGUGAGAAAUUAAAACACGAAGGGUGGUGAGAGUCUGAAUGGCGGGUGUACCUAAAUAAAAUGAAAUGAAAAGCAUACCAUAUUUUUGUACCUAAUUUGUACUAUUUAGUACCUCGUUUAAAAAAAAUUGUACCUCACGGUACGUAAAGUUAUGAUCAAAAAACAGGUCACCCGCCAUCCUGACAGUCAGAAUGGCGGGUGUACUUUAUUACGCUAUGUUCCCGUGGUUAUUGAUAAAUUCUAUAAAAGCCAAAUUUUUGUACCUUCAUAUUCAAUUAUAAUACGAGUCAUUUUAUUUGUGCUUUCCAAGUUUUACUCAUUUUAUAUUUUGCUUGCUAUUACAAUGUUGCAGGCGUUAUAAUUUUUCAAGUUAUCGAUUACAUUUUUAAGAAAAAACGAUAAGGUACAAUUAUUUUUAUUUCGCCAGGAUUGUUUGAAUAUUUAAUCUGUUAAGUUCAAAUAACUCAGAAAAUCAUGUCUUAAAAAUGAUUUUUCUUAGGAAGAUUUCUUUGAAUUAGCGCCUAGCCUUUUUUAACGCUAAGGUACAAUUAUUUUUAUUACGCCAGGAUUUAGUACCUUUAAUGUUUAAUCUGUUAAGUUCUAAUAGCUCAGAAAAUCGUGUCUUAAAAAUGAUUUUUCUUAGGAAGAUUUCUUUGAAUUAGCGCCUAGCCUUUUUUAAGACAUGAUUUACUGAGUUAUUUGAACUUAACAGAUUAAACAUUAAAGGUACUAAAUCCUGGCGUAAAAAAAUAAUUGUACCUUAGCGUUAUUUCUUAAAAAUUAAAUCGAUAAUUUGAAAAAUUAUAACGCCUGCAAAAUUGUAAUAGCAAGCAAAAUAUAAAAUGAGUAAAACUUGGAAACCAAAAAUAAAAUGACUCGUAUUAUAAUUGAAUAUGAAGGUACAAACAUUUGGCUUUUAUAGAAUUUAUCAAUAACCACGGGAACAUAGCGUAAUAAAGUACACCCGCCAUUCUGACUGUCAGGAUGGCGGGUGACCUGUUUUUUGAUCAUAACUUUACGUACCGUGAGGUACAAUUUUUUUUAAACGAGGUACUAAAUAGUACAAAUUAGGUACAAAAAUAUGGUAUGGUUUUCAUUUAAUUUUAUUUAGGUACACCCGCCAUUCUGACUCUUACGAAGGGUGUGCUUUAAAUCGACACGAGUUGCAAAUUACCUAUUCGCACGUGUAUCGUACGUUUUACAGUACAUAUGGCACUUUAAAUUAAUGAGAAAUUAUGUAUAUAAAGUAUAAUUGUACUGUUGUAAUGUAUACAAAUAAAAUGAAAUACAUA